Molecule: messenger RNA, 1255 nt
Organism: Mercurialis annua (annual mercury)
Lineage: Eukaryota; Viridiplantae; Streptophyta; Magnoliopsida; Malpighiales; Euphorbiaceae
Product: geranylgeranyl pyrophosphate synthase, chloroplastic-like
Exons: 1
Coding region: 43-1011 (322 amino acids)
Biological process (GO): isoprenoid biosynthetic process
Molecular function (GO): prenyltransferase activity
Source: RefSeq, a predicted model, not a curated record
CAUCAAUAAUAAAAAAAAGCAUAACACUCAUCCGCCACAAGAAUGAUGAUGAUAGUUUCAAAAUCCUCCUCAGCGGCGGUUGUGGAGGCUCCUCCUGAGGGAUCUAUCAAUUUAAUACCAUUUUCCGGCAACCCGUUUCAAGAAUAUAUGGUGACUAAAGCAAAGCAAGUGAAUAAAGCAUUAGACAAUGCAGUUCCACUUCGACAUCCUCUAAAAAUCCAUUGCGCCAUGAGAUACUCUCUUCUCGCCGGCGGCAAACGUAUCCGCCCAGUUUUAUGCAUAGCUGCAUGUGAAUUAUUCGGCGGAGAUGAAUCCACCGCCAUGCCAGCUGCAUGUGCUAUAGAAAUGAUCCAUACUAUGUCACUUAUCCACGACGAUCUUCCUUGCAUGGAUAACGACGAUCUCCGACGUGGAAAACCUACUAAUCACAAAGUCUUCGGCGAAGAAACAGCGAUUCUAGCCGGCGACGCCCUUCUCUCGUUUUCCUUCGAACAUGUAGCCAGGGCCACCAAGGACGUGUCACCUGAAAAUAUCGUUCGAGUCAUAGGUGAGCUUGGUUCGGCGGUUGGAUCAGAAGGGUUAGUCGCUGGGCAAAUAGUUGACAUCGACAGUGAAGGCAAAGAUAUUAGCGUUAAAGAGUUAGAGUAUAUUCAUAUUCAUAAGACGGCAAAGCUUUUAGAAGCGGCGGUGGUUUGCGGUGCAAUUCUAGGCGGAGCUGACGAUGAGAGUGUUGAACGAGGAAGAAGAUAUGCAAGGUGCAUUGGAUUGUUGUUUCAAGUUGUUGAUGAUAUUUUAGAUGUUACUAAGUCAUCGGAGGAGCUCGGGAAAACGGCCGGAAAAGAUUUGAUUACCGAUAAGGCUACGUAUCCGAAAUUGAUGGGAAUUGAUGAGGCUAGAAAACUUGCUGAUAAAUUGGUUCAUCAAGCUAAUCAAGAACUUGCUUAUUUUGAUUCUGCUAAAGCUGCCCCGUUAUACCAUUUUGCUAAUUAUAUUGCUAAUCGACAAAACUAAAAAAAAAAUUUGGUAAUUUUUAUUAAUUAACAAUUUGUUGUACCAAAUUCUCAGUUUAUCUGUUGUUUUAAUAAUUUAAUUCUAAAAAAAGAUAUAAAUACUGUGUAAUUCUUAAUGAUUUGGGGUUUAUAAAUUGGAAUGUUGUUUUGAGUAACAAAUUAAAUCAUGUAGGUAGUGCUUGCUCAAUCACCUGGGAAGCAAUUUUCAACGCAACAGGUUUGCAGCAAAAUGAGCUAUGCUUUUU